This is a messenger RNA of Tribolium madens (black flour beetle), 4056 nucleotides long. It is a transcript of the gene plx, whose product is annotated as TBC1 domain family member 1. The transcript is spliced from 9 exons. Lineage: Eukaryota; Metazoa; Arthropoda; Insecta; Coleoptera; Tenebrionidae. The coding region runs from base 316 to 3963 and encodes 1215 amino acids. The record is from RefSeq and is a predicted model, not a curated record.
CACACAUAUAUCACUUUUCCGUCUUGAUAAAAACCACUAAACCGGUCGUGUGCGUCCUUGACUUUGCGUUAUUUGUUUAAUUAUUUCGUAAUACCGGUGAGAGUCAGUUGUUUUGAAACCGUUGAACGGUGUAAACGCGCACGUGACAUUGAUUUUUUCCUUCCUUCAAGUCCCUCCUGGAUCAAUACCGAAGAGGAUGCUUGAAACCAAUUGAAUUUUCUUCCGUCGUGCGCAUUGUUUUCGUUAACCUCGAUUGUGGUGUCGGUGCUGCUGGUGUGUUUGUGAAAGAAUGGACUGAUUUCGUAGGUAGCGAAAAUGAAGCUAAUUCCGGUGACUUAUUACGGUUUUACGGCGAUGGACCGGAGGUUUUCCAGUCCGAUGUUGCCGUGGAUCGUCUCCGAGAUAAGGAAGAGGGAUUAUUGCGAAAAGUUGAGUCUCGGAAUCGAAGAUGGAGUUCUACAGGCGUACAAUCCAGAUUUUGAGUUGCAGUUUUCACACAAAAUCUGGCAAGUGACGCGUUUUUCACAAGCCGACCAAGAUCCAACCACUUUUCUCUAUCUGAUGAGGGAUGAUCAGGAUUCGCUGCUUUAUUGCUAUUUAUUUCAAGCAAAGAAAAGUUCAGAUGUUUCAGAAUUGUAUAAACAAAUGAAGGACCAGAACCAGGCACCGACACGUUCUGUGAGCAGUGCUGCUAAUUUGACAUCAUUAUGUGUGGACAUAUCGCCUAGUUCUAGUAAUUUCUUCGAGGUUUUAUACAUUGGAAAGAUAAAAGUUUGGCAAAAGAAAGUCCCCGAUACGUUUAUUGACGAUGCUUUGGAGAAAUUCAAAACACAUGAAAUGGAAAAAAUCAAAGCGAAAAUGUUGGGAAAUAUCGGAAGAUUGAGGAGUGAAGAUAACAUCAGAAGAGGAUCCACUAGCUCAAAUAGUUCGGUCGAAAGUUUCGGUCAUCCAAUUUUACAAAGAUCACAAUCUUCCAUGAGUGGACUUACAGUGAAGACUGUUGAAGAUAAAGAUGAAGACAAAGAAGAUGAUUCCAAGAGUGUCGAUAUGGACGACCAUAACCGUACCAUGGUUUUACAAGUCGACAGGACCGAUUUAAGGCUCAUCAGUCCUGAUCGGAAAGUCAUUUUAUUGCACAAGCAACAUAAAGAUAUCACUACUUGUGUCCAAGGAGUGCAGAAAAUGGAACAUUUCGGUUUUGUCUGUCGCGAAGGGAAAAACGGACUGACUUUCGUAGGAUACAUUUUCAAGUGCGAAUCGUCUUCCAUUGCCACAGACGCCGUUUCCGCCAUAACCCAGGCCUUCGCCAGCUCGGAAUCGCGCCCUCGUCCCGCCAUCACCUCCUGCGACCAUUGCCCAAUGGUCUGGUUCCAUAAACUUUGCACAGAAGUCGAGCGAAUGUCCGACCGGAAGACCCAAGCAGCCAUUUUGCGACGUCUCGAAGAACUCGAUUUAGAAGAACAGAACACAAUUUUGGCAAAAUUUAAAGGAGCAGAGACGGACUCGGUACGCGAACAGAACGAAUUCCUCAUGAUGUUACUAAGGGCCCAUUGUGAGAUGAAACAGGGCCGGCAUGUGCACGAUUCGGCCGAAAAUCGGUCCGAAUUUUUAAACCAGUACUUAGGAGGAGGAACAAUUUUCAUGAAAGCGAAACGUUCGUUGACGAAUUCAUUCGAAAUGUUGAAAAGAAAAGCGUCAAAAGAUGAUUUUGGGGCGAGUUUAAGAGAGAUGAAUUUGCCGAUUGCGGCCCUGAAUCGGGAAAAUUCACCUCAUUCGCCCACUAUUGAGGUCAGCGAAGGGGAUUCGGAAGGGAUGAGGUCAAGAUCGAGUACCAUCGGCUCGCAAAAUGACCUCAAAGAGAGCCAUUUAACAGUGCAAGAAACCAAAAGUUCGGUAUCUCCAGAUCGCUGUGUUACCACUCCUGACAGGACCCCGAAAUCGCCCAUGAUGGACAUAUUUUUAAAAGUUGGUAGUAGUCCCAAAUCGGUCACUUCCGAAGAUGGCUCCCCUAAACUCGAUUCAGGGUCUUGGCGACAAGCCAUCUUCAAAAGGGUCAUUACUCCCAACAAGAAUGAUAAACCCGUGGAGAUGAAGAAGAAGACCAAGGAGGAAUUGAGAGAGUUAUGGAGGAAAUCCAUCUGUCAGGCGAUACUUCUAGUGAGGAUGGAGAAGGAAAAUGCGAGAUUGAAGGCAGAACAAGAGGAAUCGGCCGUGAAGAGGAUCAAAUUGGAGUACGACGAGAUGAAGCCUACACAGAGGGAGGUUAUGGAGGUUUGGGAGAUGCUAACAAAUAAAGAAACAAGGAUGAAGUGUGAUAAUCAGAUGCUCCUUCAAGCUAUAAGACAGGGGGUCCCUCGCGGCAAACGCGGCGAAGUGUGGCAAUUUCUCGCCGAACAAUACUGCAUGCAUACAGCCCCCAUCGACACCUCCAACUUCCCCAAUUACAACGUUCCCUACGAACAACUCCUCAAACAAUUGACCUCGCAUCAACACGCGAUAUUAAUUGACUUGGGACGAACCUUCCCGAAUCAUUCGUACUUCAGUAGUCCCCUAGGACCUGGCCAAUUGGCCCUUUUUAACCUACUCAAAGCCUACUCGUUACUCGACUCCGAAAUGGGCUAUUGCCAAGGCAUGAGUUUCGUCGCCGGUGUUUUACUACUUCACAUGGAAGAGUCUCAAGCUUUCUUCCUUUUGAGACACUUGAUGUUUAGAAGGGGGCUCAGACUGCAAUAUUUGCCAGAUAUGGUGGGGUUGCAAGUCAAGUUGUACCAACUAUCGAGGUUACUCCAUGAUCAACUCCCAGAUCUCUACAACCACUUUGAUUUCUACGAAGUGGCCCCAACUCUGUAUGCCGCUCCUUGGUUAUUGACAAUUUUCGCAUCACAGUUCCCUCUAGGGUUCGUCACUCGUGUUUUUGAUCUGAUUUUUUUGGAAAGCCCUGAUGUCAUUUUCCGAGUGGCUAUAGCCCUAUUAACCUUCCACAAAGACAAUCUACUCGCUUGCGACAGUUUUGAGGAAAUUAUGAACUACUUAAAAAACAAACUACCAACAAUAGACAAACCUACACUUGACAAAAUCAUGAAACAAGUGUACACGACUGAUAUAACAAAACAAUUGAAUGAGUACAAAGUCGAGUACCAAGUCCUACAAGAGGAAAUGACGUCCGUCCAACCACAAGUCGAGGCUUUACACAAGUUAGAAUCUCAAAAUAAGACACUGACUGAGCAAAAUAAGGCCUUGAUGGCCCAAUUGGAACUCGCCUUGAGCAACGUCCAAAGACUUGAGAAGACUAGGACUUUACAACAGGCCCAAUUAAACAAACUGGAGAUGCAUAGUCGGGCUUUGGACGUCACAAUCGCCACUUUAGGAGGCUUCCUCAACACUCUAAUCGAACAAAAAGUCGAAAUUGAAAUCCCAGACGACGUUCGAAGGAUCUUGAACCAAAUUUCCUAUUCCGAAAGACGGAAAAGUGAGUUCAAACCCCAGAAUAACCUAAUGAAAAUGUUCCAAAAGUCCGAAAACGAGAAAGCUUUGGUUAAAUCACUCUCUACUGGAAAAAUAAUGCUUCCGGUCACUCUCGACCAGGAUAUUUUGCGUUCAAAUAGUCUCAUUCGCGAAAACUGUGAAAAGUCACCCCAGAAAACCUCUCAUUUUUUCUCGUCUUCUCACAACCACAUUUUGCAACAAUUUAACAACAACAACACUAAAAUUGACAUAAAGGUGCAGGAGUGUGACCUUAACAAGUCUAUAAGUCUCCCUUUGGACUCCUAUCACGAGAAAGUCUCCCCGUGUAACUCCAUAGAUAGCGGGGUUGGGACCCCCUCGAGUCCCAAACCCGGCGACCACCACCCUUUGAGCAACUGUGAUGUGAACUUCACCUUCCACGGGACACGAGAAUUGAAGAAUAUCAAGAGUAUUAGAAAUAUGUCGAGGAAUUCUAGUCCGGAUAUUAUCGGCAAGUGAUAUUAGGACGCGUGUACUUAUUAUUACUGGUAUUAUGUUGCUAUUGUGAUUUGUGAAUAGUAUUUAAGAAUAAAGUAGUUGUUUAUAUGAAAA